AAAAGGUGACAGAAUAUUUUAAUGAAGGUGGGUGGAGUAGUUGAGGGACUAUGAAAAGAUUGUAAACGCAAUAGAAACUGGUUUCAGUCUAACCACCAGCGACAGCCUCAACAAGACAGUUUACACCCAGCCAAAGACAGAAUGAGUGCUGACGGAACCGGAAACCCACCUCCAUAUGCCAUACCAGUAGAGGGUGCCAAGGGCUCCAACGUCAAGGUCUACCAUGUGCACACUCCAUUCACCCCAAAAAGCUCGACCAUUGACGAUUCUCGAACCCAGAUGGCAUCAGCCAGACCUGUUCAGUCAACGGAAGCCAGAAACAAAUUCGUCAGCUACGAUUCAUAUGAGCUGGGUCGCAAUCCAGGAAUGGCCACGUGCACAAGCUGCCAGCAGCAGGUCUUAACCAAUGUCACCCACAAAGUGGGAGUUUACGCCUGGUUGAUGUGCUUACUCUUCAUUCUGUGCGGGUUUGUUUUGUGCUGCUGUCUGAUUCCGUUCUUCAUGAAGUUUUUCAAAGACGUCUAUCACACAUGCCCGAAAUGCAAUAAGAUCCUGCACAUUGAAAAGAAGCGAUGCUGCUAACCCUUAACCCACCCCUUUCCAACUUUAACACCACUCAUGGAUUUGUGUGGAAGCUUACACUAUAUGAAGGACUGGAGGACACUUUCAGGACAACACAGAUGUCAUCUAGUACAAACGUGCUUGUGUAAACUAAUGCUUCGCAAUCUUUGAAUCUCAGAACCUUUUGAUGUUCAUCUGGCUUAGUCUUUAUUAUAACAUUAUAUUACGUAUUGCAUUACAUUAUUACACUCUCAAAUAAAUAUAAAUACUCAUGUUUUGAUUGUAUAUCUAGAAAGGACUCAGGGUUAAGGCUUCAGAGUGUUGAGGAGUUUGUGGAACCAAAAAUUAGAUUUUUAUAUCACAUAAUGUAAAUAUCAGUAAUUCUGGCAUCAACUGGUUUCAUUUAACAUCCAUGGAAACCUUCCAGUUGGACAAAAGGUUCUUUAGAGUGCAAAAAAAAAGUUCUUUAGAUUAUUAAAAUGAGAAAAUGAAAGUGUUAAAAUGAAAUUGUUUUUUUGGGGGCAUCGCCGUACACCUAUUUGGAUUUUUUUUUUUUUUUAAACACACCGUGUAGAAAAGCCAGGAUAUACGAUGUGUCUUCAUUUUUAAGUAUGAGUUCUAGUACUUCAGUCAUUUAAAUGAAUACAUUGCUUUAUUUAAAAAAAAAAAAAAAAAAAAAAAAAAAAAAAAAACAUUUUUGUAGUUAUGUCAAUAUCUAAUAUAUUUUACUGGGAAAAAACAUCCUCAUCUAAUAUAUACUAAAAAAAAAAAAAAACAGGGAAAAAGUCAUAGGGUCUUUGAAUAUUGCUGUGGGCAAUGGGAGGCUUUAAAGUCAAAAAGGUUGAGGACACUUAAUUUAGAACCAAAAAGAUCUGUUAAAGUAAAUGGAAGUCAUAAUUUCAAAACUCACUUUUUUAAUUAACAUACUGCCAAAGCUGACUGAUUAGCAUUUUUUUCACUUCUGUAAGUACUCUGAAUUUUUAGAAUAUCAAAUGUCAUGUGCAUCUAAAUGGAACUGUCAUAAUAAAACUGAAACGUGUCUGUGCAAUACCUUAA
Messenger RNA from Cyprinus carpio (common carp), 1617 nucleotides. It is a transcript of the gene litafd, whose product is annotated as LITAF domain containing. Gene Ontology annotation, molecular function: zinc ion binding. The record is from RefSeq and is a predicted model, not a curated record. NCBI's taxonomy places the organism in Eukaryota, Metazoa, Chordata, Actinopteri, Cypriniformes, Cyprinidae.